Messenger RNA from Exophiala bonariae, 645 nucleotides. RefSeq lists its product as uncharacterized. The transcript has a single exon. The coding region runs from base 1 to 645 and encodes 214 amino acids. Lineage: Eukaryota; Fungi; Ascomycota; Eurotiomycetes; Chaetothyriales; Herpotrichiellaceae. The record is from RefSeq and is a predicted model, not a curated record. Gene Ontology annotation, cellular component: mitochondrion.
AUGCAUCGCUCGACCUUACGAGCAAGCCGACCACAAAUCGUGCCGCGUGCUGAACGAAAAUGGUUAUCAACAAGCAGACCUGAACCUGCACAGAAGCCUAAACUCGGUGGACAGGCGGCAGCAAGAAAUCGCUUCGACAGACUGAUCGAUCGAAGCCCGAGGUUCCUACGGCCAACGCUGACUUCGUUGAAAAAAGCCCCUUUAUCCAACAUCACAGCCUUUUUCAUUCUCCACGAGAUUACGGCCAUCGUACCUCUUUUCGGACUUGCUUCAGCUUUCCACUACUUUCGUUGGCUUCCUCCGUGGUUUGCCGAAGGAGUCUGGGUGUCGGAAGGGGUCGAAAAAUUUGGCAGAUAUGCUCGCAGGAAAGGAUGGAUCAGUGAAAAAGAUGAGCAGCACGUGGAACAAGAAACGAACCAGGGGCAUGUAAAUCUACUGGAGAAUGGGCAGACAUCGGGCUGGUUCAACAGAGACGAAGAUACUACAAGGUGGAUUGUGGAGUUUGCGACAGCAUAUGCCGUUGUCAAGGCAUUGUUGCCCAUUCGAAUUGUUGUGAGCGUUUGGGCUUCACCGUGGUUCGCAAGAUGGGUGGUUAUUCCGGUCAGCACCAGAGUCCGUGCUGCCGUACGAAGUUCAAGUCCAUAG